AGGAGCAGUGUCAAUCAAGUGUGUUACAAUAGCACGUGCAAUAGUCAUGGUUCAAGACACACAGAGGUUUAUCUUAACUCCAGCAGCUGGGUGAGAAUGACUUGGAAGCCUCUGCAAGAUCUUGGAACAGAAGCUACAUUAAAUAAUGUAUUCUGAGGUAAACUGGAUACCUGAGGAAAGAUUCUAAAUAAUGUAUUUUGUAGGCAUGACAGUUGUAGCAGAAGAGAAUGCUGAAACCUGUAGGAAGACUACGGUCUGAGAUGAAAGAAUGUCUCAUUAUCAUUUUAUCAAGUGCUGCUGUUUCCAGCUAUGUAAUGUUUUUCGAACGCAUGACAUGGAAAUUGACCAGUGCUUGCUGGAGUCCCUCCCUUUAGGCCAGCGUCAGCGGUUGGUGAAACGUAUGCGCUGUGAUCAAAUAAAGGCAUAUUAUGAAAGAGAAAAAGCUUUUCAGAAACAGGAAGGACAUGUGAAAAAAUUGAAACAUGGAAAGAAUCACCGAGUUCAUUUCAACCUCGCUGAUAUGAUACAGGAUGCAAUCAUACAUCAUGAUGACAAAGAAGUGCUACGGCUACUAAAGGAUGGUGCAGAUCCUCACACUCUUAUUUCCUCAGGAGGCUCCUUGCUCCAUCUGUGUGCUCGUUAUGACAAUGCCUUUGCUGCAGAAAUUCUGAUUGACACAGGAGUAAAUGUAAAUCAUCAGGAUGAGGAUUUUUGGACAUCAGUGCAUGUAGCCUGUGCAUGUGAUAAUCCUGAUAUUGUCCUGCUACUGUUAGUAGCUGGGGCCAAUGUGCUGCUGCAGGAUGUUAAUGGAAACAUUGCUCUUGAUUAUGCCAUGGAAGGGACGGAAUCCAGCUGCAUCCUUCUGACAUACUUGGAAGAAAAUGGUGUGGAUCUGAACUCACUGCGCCAGAUGAAGAUUCAGAGACCUAUGACAAUGCUUGCAGAUGUUAAGCAACUUAUAUUGGCUGGAGGGAAUGUGAAUCAGAAGAACGAUAAAGGGGUUACACUGCUGCACAUAGCCUGUGCAAAUGGGUACAAGGAUGUGGCAUCUCUGAUCCUGGAUCAUGGUGCUGAUGUCAAUGUUGUGGAUAAUCAGUACUGGACCCCUCUGCAUUUGGCUGCAAAAUAUGGACAGACAAACCUUGUGAAACUGCUGUUGAUGCAUCAGGCAAACCCCAGUCUUCUCAGCUACAGUGAUGAAAAGCCCUCAGAUAUUGCAGCUUCUGAAUUUAUUGAGGAAAUGCUGCUGAAGGCUGAAACUGUAUGGGAGGAAAAAAUGAAAGACCCUUUAUCUGUUUCUGCUUUAUCACAAGAAGAGACAUAUGAAGAGAUCAUCCAAGAUCUGCCUGCACUUUCCAAUAAACUCAAUCCCCUGGCUUUGCCGAUUGCCAAACAAGACAGUUUGCUGGAGAAAGACACCAUGUUCAGAGAUGCAACAAAAGCCUUAUGUAAGCAGCAGUCUCAAGACACCGCAUCUGACAAUAUCACAGUGACUGACACAACCAAACUUGAACAGGUCAAGUUAAUGCCUCCAGCACCAAAUGAUGACCUGGCUACUCUGAGUGAGCUAACAGACAGCAGCCUGCUUUAUGAGAUUCAGAAACGUUUCAGUAACAAUCAGAUAUAUACCUACAUUGGAGAUAUACUGUUGCUGGUUAAUCCAUUUAAAGAACUUCCAAUUUAUUCCACUAUGGUCACCCAGCUUUACCUAAGUGACUCUGGCAAACUGUGUUCCUCACUUCCCCCACAUAUAUUCUCCUGUGCUGAAAGGGCUUACCACAUGCUUUUCCAGGAGCGGCGUCCUCAAUGCUUUAUUCUCAGUGGAGAAAGUGGUUCUGGGAAAACUGAAGCCUGCAAACAAAUAGUGAAGCACCUGACAUGCAGAUCGAGUUCCAGCAGGAGUACCUUUGAUUCAAAGAUAAAACAUGUAAACUGUAUCUUGGAGGCUUUUGGACAUGCUAAAACAACCCUGAAUGAUUUGUCCAGCUGUUUUAUAAAAUAUUUUGAGCUGCAGUUCUGUGAGAAGAAAAAAGUAUUAACUGGAGCAAGGAUUUAUACGUACAUGCUGGAGAAGUCCCGUGUUGUCAUGCAGCCUCUCAACCAGAGCAAUUUUCUUGUUUUUUACUUGUUGAUGGAUGGGCUGUCCGCUGAAGAAAAGUACGGCCUGUACCUCAGUAAUUUGUCUGCACACAGGUAUCUGAACCAGACUGUACUGGAAGAGACAUCAGUAACAGUGAACACUCUCAACAAAGAGAAAUUAGCUGUCCUAAAACAAGCCCUAACUGCUUUUGGAUUCAAUAACCUGGAGGUGGAGAACCUGUUUGUAAUUCUCUCAGCAAUUCUGCAUCUCGGAGAUAUUCGGUUUACUACUCUGACAGACACUGAGACAGCAUUUGUGUCAGACCUGCAGCUACUAGAACAAGUGGCAGGAAUGUUGCAGGUAUCACCAGAUGAACUUGCUGCAGCCUUAACAACUGAUGUCCAGUAUUUCAAAGGGGACAUGAUCAUGAGGAGACACACUAUAGAGAUUGCAGAAUUUUACCGAGAUCUUUUGGCAAAGUCACUGUAUAGUCGUUUAUUUAGUUUUUUAGUGAACACAAUCAACUACAACCUCCAGAAUCAAUAUGAGACCCGCAGUGACCAGGUAUUUGAAAUUGGAAUACUGGAUAUCUUUGGGUUUGAGGAAUUUCAAAAGAAUACGUAUGAACAGCUGUGUGUGAACAUGAUCAACGAGAAGAUACACCAGUAUAUCAAUGAAGUCCUUUUUCUACAAGAGCAAGCAGAAUGUGUACAGGAGGGAGUUACUAUGGAAACAACAUAUUCUCCUGGUAACCAUACAGAAGCCUUGGGUUUUUUCUUUCAGAAGCCGUCAGGUUUUUUGGCAAUGCUGGAUGAAGAAAGCCAAUCCAUUUGGUCAAUAGAGCAGAAUCUUUCUAAACGCCUUCAGUCGUACCUGGAAACCUCAGACACAAAUGCAGUAUAUUCUUCCACAAAAGAUGGAAAUGGCAAUGUUGCUCCAAAGGAUCAGAGUUCCACCUUCACUGUUAUGCAUUAUGCAGGAAGGGUGACUUAUGAAAUUGUUGGAGCUAUUGAAAAAAAUAAAGAUUCACUUUCACAAAAUCUCCUAUUUGUAAUGAAAACUAGUGAAAAUAUAGUCAUCAGUCAGUUGUUCCAGUCUAAACUGACACAGACAGGAUCCCUUGUCCCUCCAUAUCAUUCUCUUCAAAUUAGAGGAUCCAAAGCAGCCUUGCUCAAUAAGAAAGCAUCAGUAGCCUACACAAGAGGAGAGGCAAAGAAAUAUAUGGAGCUCAGUAAGUUGUUGAAAAAGAAGGGAACUUCCACAUUUCUUCAGAGACUGGAACGAGGGGGCCCACUCACUAUGGCCACACAGCUCAGGAAAUCACUCUCAGAUAUUAUUGGGAAGCUUCAGAACUGCACACCUCAUUCUGUUCAUUGUAUCAAACCCAAUAACUCUAAGCUUCCAGACUCUUUUGAUAAUUUUUACGUGUCUGCUCAGCUGCAGUAUAUUGGUGUCCUAGAAAUGGUGAAAAUCAUACGGCAUGGUUAUCCAGUACGCCUCUCUUUCACUGACUUCUUGUCAAGGUAUAAGAACUUGUCUGAUACAGCACUGGGAGAGAGAAAGAAGUUAUCUGCCAAGGAGAAAUGUCAUCUUGUUCUUCAGCAGUGUAAAUUACAAGGCUGGCAGAUAGGAGUCCAAAAAGUGUUUCUAAAGUACUGGCAAGCUGACCAUCUCAAUGAUUUGUGCCUUCAGCUGCAGAGGAAAAUUGUAACUUGUCAGAAAGUUGUAAGAGGAUUUCUAGCUCGCCAGCGUUUGCUACAGAAGAUGAGCAUCAAACAGCAAGAGGUCACAUCAAUCAAAGACUUUCUACAGAAUGCAGAGGAUAUGGGGCUGAAAGCAUAUGAUGCUUUGGUCAUUCAGAAUGCUUCUGACAUUGCUCGGGAAAAUGACCGGCUCCGCAAUGAAAUGAAUGCUGCUUACCGACGGGAAAAGUUAGAAGUUAGAAACAGGCAAGAAGAAGCCCCCAAAAGAGCUGAAGACAGGGGUGGGAAGGUCUCUGAGGACAGCUUUACUGGCUGCCGAACGCCUAAGCAUUUUCAUUCCAGUUCUGUGCCUGUCCCUAUGGCAGUGGAUGGCUUGGUACAUUCUGUGGCUGGAUCAUCCAUCAGAUCCCCCUCCCUGUACUCUGUGUUCAGCAUGGAUGAUAGUAAUAGCCUGCCAUCACCAAGGAAACAGCCUCCUCCCAAACCAAAGAGGGACCCCAACACACGACUGAGCGCUUCAUACGAGGCUGUUAGCGCUUGCCUGUCGGCAGCUUCUAAGGAAACAGCUAAUGAAGUACUGACCCGACCAAGGCCACACAGUGAUGACUAUAGCACCAUGAAAAAGAUUCCUCCCAGAAAGCCAAAAAGAAGUCCCAACACAAAGCUCAGUGGCUCCUAUGAAGAGAUAUCUGGCCAAAAGCCUGGGGAUGUGAAACAUUCAAACAUAGUAUCUAAAACAGGUGGUCAUGACAUUAUGACAAUACAAAGAGCAGCUUCUGCUGAUGGGCCACAUCACAGCACGUUGAGUUUGUGUAUGUCACAGGAAGAGGAGGAAACUGAGCCGGUGUACAUUGAAAUGGUAGGGAAUGCUAUGAUGAAUAGUUCUGCUGAACCAGAAAGCCCAGACCAAGGAGAGUCUGUUUAUGAAGAGAUGAAAUAUUUUUUACUGGAAGAAGUCAGCAAUGGUAAUGGGAUGGUUCCAUUAGUGACCGGAUCUCCUCCGCUGUUGUUUGAGAGCAAAAACUCUGUACCCGUUGAAGAACUUGAUGCAAAUAAUCAAGCAGCCUUGGGUUAUAAAGACUCUUGUGACAUUCCAGCCCCUUUCCCAAACUUACUUCCUCAUAGGCCCCCACUUCUUGUGUUUCCUCCAACCCCUGUAACAUGCUCACCUGCUUCUGAUGAAUCACCACUAACACCACUAGAAGUGAAAAAGCUUCCUGUCCUGGAAACCAAUCUAAAAUACCCAGUGCAGUCAGAGGGUUCAAGUCCUCUAUCCCCACAAUAUCCCAAAAACCAGAAAGGGGAGAAUGAAAGGCCUUCAUCCCCAGGUUUGGCUGUAUUUAAUGUUUCAAGCAAAGUAUCUCCUCCUUCAACUCCUCCUCCUCCUCUCCCUCCCCUGCCUCCUCCUAUGCCCCCGUCUAUUUCCUAUGGACCUUCCUCACAUUUUACUUUCCCCCCAGAGACUUCUGCUACUUUUCCAGCUAAUACAGGGAAAACAGGAACAAACUCAGAUCCAUCCAAAGUACCUCAGAGACCAAAUCCUGUUCAAGUUGGAGGUUCGUCUUCCCCAUUCUCCAAGCUGCCUUACUCCCCAGUAAAGGUGGCAAGAGCUGAGCACAGGAAAUCAAACUCCAACUCAUCAUCUCCACUUCCAUACAGCCCUACAAACUCAAGACCCUUGACUAGUCCCCUUGAUGAGUUAACUAGCUUGUUCAACUCAGGACGGAGCAUGCUUCGCAAGUCCGCGGCAGGAAGAAAGAUUAGGGAGCCUGAAGGUCCUGAAACUAAUAUGAACUUGACAAGCAGGGAAGAUCCCACCGCAUCAGAAACUGGAUCAGAAACCCAAGAUAAAAACGCAAACAACCGUGGAACUCAAUCGUCUAAUCCACUGUCCAGUUCCGUAACUGCUGAAAAUGGAAAUUCAGUCUCAAAUGGUUUACCAGAGGAAAAUGAAUAUUCAAGACUGUCAGCCAGCACUACAGCAAGCUCAUCAAAUCAAAGGCACAGGGAGAGCCACACUAGUCAGGUUAUCCACCAGCUCAGACUUUCAGAGAACGAGAGCGUUGCACUGCAGGAACUCCUGGACUGGAGGCGAAAGCUGUGUGAAGAGAGAGGAGACUGGCAGAAAAUCCUGCACAACACCGAGCAAAGAAUCACAGCUCCUCCCCCACCUCCCUGUAAAAAGCCAACUCUGCUGAAGAAGGUAGAAGAUACACCCUGCAACAGACUGUCUUCAGGGAUCUGGGAUACCACUAUGUGAUUUUAAUUUGUUUGUUUGUGGAGUAUUAGAAGUAAAACCAUCUAACGAUUUCAAUCUGCAGAGUCAGCAGGUUUCUGCCCCUGCAAUGCGUGCAGUAUUUUCUACAAGCAUCUAUUCAAGAGCACAGGAAGCAGGCGUUACAUAGAUCUGUUGUGUGUGUGUGUAUGCGCUUGUGUAUAUAUGUGUGUUUAUUUCCUUUUUUAUAUAUGGAGACAAACUGCACUAUAAGUAAAUAGUUUAAAAAUACAAGAUAGUUACCUACUGCUCUCCCAUGGACAAUGAACAAAUUCUGUGUUGAGUGAGUGAGGAUACGGAGAUGUAAUUGGCAAACAGUUUGGAGAGAUUGGGGAAGUCUGUGUGCACACUGUACAGCUGUUUUAUAUAGUACAAUAAUAUGAUGUUUCUUGUAUCUCAAUGAAUGGUUUUAUUAUAUUACCUAUCCAUAUAUAAUAGUUCUUUGUAGAUGUCUGUGUUUUAUUGGAAUUGCAAACAUGAUAAUUAUUUACAUGUUUAUUACUGGUAUUUUACAACUUUAUGCAAUUGGUGCUGUUGUUCCUUCUUCAG
Gopherus evgoodei (Goodes thornscrub tortoise) is the source of this 6607-nucleotide messenger RNA. It is a transcript of the gene MYO16, whose product is annotated as myosin XVI. Gene Ontology annotation, molecular function: protein phosphatase binding; actin filament binding; cytoskeletal motor activity. Bases 269 to 6043 code for a protein of 1924 amino acids. The record is from RefSeq and is a predicted model, not a curated record. Gene Ontology annotation, biological process: phosphatidylinositol 3-kinase/protein kinase B signal transduction; neuron projection morphogenesis; negative regulation of G1/S transition of mitotic cell cycle. The transcript is spliced from 35 exons. Gene Ontology annotation, cellular component: myosin complex; perinuclear region of cytoplasm; nucleoplasm. NCBI's taxonomy places the organism in Eukaryota, Metazoa, Chordata, Testudines, Testudinidae.